ACGCAUAUAUGGAAUAACACAUAUUGAGAGACAACGCAUUGAAAGCACAACAAAAUGUUGGGGAAAACGCCUUAAAAGCACGAUGAAUGUUGGAAAAUAACGCCUUAUAAGAACGGCAAUAGUUGGGGGAAAACACCUUCAAAGAAAUACUCAAGUUGGGGAACAAAAUCUUAGAAUAAUGACCAAGGUUGGAGAACAACGCAUCGAAAGCAGGAGCCAUGUUGCAGAACAAGACAUUAAAAGCAAGAUACAGGAUGGAACACACCGCAUCGAAUGCUAUGUACAGAAUGGAAUUGUUCGCAUUCAAAACGCAGCGAACAAACCAGCGCGAGACGACUACGAACGAGGCAAAGCAGAUCUUCGUCAACGUUUGAUGAAAUAUUACUAUGACACGACUUGCAAUAUUCCCCUUUCAACAUUUGAUCACAGUCGUGAUACGAGAAUAAGUGACGUAUUUGCAACGCACUAAAUACGCCGUAUCCAAAUAUGAAAAGAUGGAACACGCGUGAAAAAGGAACAACGAGUAUUUAUAUACAAAGAAAUAUUUUACACCAACGAUAAACCAAAUCAACGUAUAUACAUACAGGGUGAACCGGGUACAGGGAAAUCUACGUUUGCAGUUAAGUUAGCUCAUCAUUGGUGCAAUGAAAUCUGCCUACAUCGGCGGUAGCGUCCAUAAAAAAAUUCUGCCUUUUAAGAUUGGUUAAAUUUUUGGAAAUUCAAGUUUUUAUUUUUUCUCUCAUUUAGGGAUUCGAUGGAUCAAACAGAUGUAACGCAAAUGACUAAGAAGCAGAUAAUCGAUAAAACGUUUUCCGAAGACGAGCGCGGCGAUGUAUACAAUCUUUUCGUACAAAUAAUGAAAUCUGAAAUUUGCCUCGAAGUACGAGAAGGUCUAGAUGAAUGGGUGUCUACCAGUGGCAGUAACAUAGCUGAACCUUCCAUGGCUGGCUUUCCCAACAAUACUUGCACGGUACUUACAACAUCUCGGUCAUGGAAACUGCCUGAUGAACUUAUAAAGAACUCGCAAAUUGACAGUCUGUUAGAGAUCGAAAGGAUAAGUGAUCCAUAUUCAUUUAGUAAAAAUAUAAUUCGAUGCCUAAUUGACCAUACAAAGGAUCUAGAAGAAACUGUGGCGAAAUUUAAUGUAUUUGUAAAUCGUCCAAAUCUCCCAUCGUUAUCAUCUUCGCCAAUGCUGUAUGCCAUGGUAAUCUGUACCUUGGUAGACACGAUGGAGGCUGAAGAACAUUUAAAAGUAUCAUCAUUGUGUGCACUUUACACUAUUCUGCUUGAAAGUCUAUGUAAAAAGGCUAACAGUGCAACUGGUUAUUUCAACGAAUCAAACCCGUCACCAAUUCACUGUUUUUCUAUCUCAAGGUACCUUCAGCCAAAUAUUGAACACUUAAAUAGGCUUGCUGAAGUAGCAUGUAAACUGCUGUUCUCUUCUGAAAGACAAUCAUCUAUUGUUUUUGAUGAAAAAACAUUGUCUUACCUUUUUCCGCAGGAAGAUAUAACAGUUCUCAAGAUUUUUGCUCUCAAGACAGGAAUAUUAACAAACAGAAAAGAUAAAAUUCAGACAGGAAGCUUUUACUCGUUCGUUCACAAAACGGUGCAAGAAUUUCUCGCAGCAUAUUAUAUCGCAGGUAAACCACACUUCAUUGAUGACGUUUCUUCCAAAAAUCAAAAAUGUAACGAUUUUUCAUAUUUUGACACAUCGCAAGUUCUAAUCUUUUUUGUGCGGAAUACACAUUUGCGUUGCGAAUGA
This is a messenger RNA of Dreissena polymorpha, 1762 nucleotides long. RefSeq lists its product as uncharacterized. Lineage: Eukaryota; Metazoa; Mollusca; Bivalvia; Myida; Dreissenidae. The transcript has 2 exons. The record is from RefSeq and is a predicted model, not a curated record. The coding region runs from base 755 to 1762 and encodes 335 amino acids.